Messenger RNA from Daldinia caldariorum, 1203 nucleotides. RefSeq lists its product as uncharacterized. The record is from RefSeq and is a predicted model, not a curated record. Bases 167 to 958 code for a protein of 263 amino acids. The transcript is spliced from 2 exons. NCBI's taxonomy places the organism in Eukaryota, Fungi, Ascomycota, Sordariomycetes, Xylariales, Hypoxylaceae.
UAUUUUCGGUUGAUGAUGUUGUAUUUACCUAUGUCACUUCCCCAAGUUUAGGUGCUCGUACCCCAUUUGUUUACUUACCCUAGGUACACAGGCAAUUGGUCAAUAUACCUCCUGUGGCUUUCAUGUAUUCUUUCUAUAUACGGGCCAAAGAAGAUAGUUACUCGAUAUGAAAAUACUUCUUCUUGUUCUGACAAUCGCCUCGUUCGCUUUUGCACAGUUCUUGAACCCCCAUCCUGUCCAAGCAACGUGGAAGAUCGGCGAGAUUCAAAACAUUAACUUCAAGACAGCAUACACGACUUUCUCCAUCGCUCUCUGGCAGCAAGGUCCCGAUGGAAGCUCAGCAACUCUGGGGCCGAUAGUCUUUCAGACGGUUAACAAUGCCGCGACCCAAUUUACCUGGCUUGUCCAGGCCUACGAUUUUGACCUAGCGGUAUCAAAUGUAUUCUUUUUCUGGAUGUUCGAUGGAGAUCCUUCUUUACAAGGAAACCAACAAAUUCCUCAGAUGUCUUCUGCAUUUUUCACUAUAUCGAACGAAACCAUGGAUAGCACUACGACGGAGACAUCUCCCUCGAGCACUUUGCCCUUUCAAGUAACCACUGAAGGAACCACUCCAGGAACCACCCAGGGAACCGCUCAAGCAACUACUCAAGCAGCAACUACUCAAUUGGCCAUUCCGACACCGCCAUCUUCAACUAUAGAUCAGCCUGGAGAAGCUACCCAGAAUGAGACCGCCGAGAAAGAGCCCGACGACGACCUAAGCGCCGGUGCAAAGACUGGAAUAGGUGUUUCCGCCGGAGUAGUAGGUUUGUUGAUAAUCGUGUGUACCGGGUUAUACAUCGCAAAAUUGAAGAAACAGGUGGCCACGCAAUCGAACCCCUCAAGGGAAAUGUGGUCAGGUCCUCCGCCGGUGGAAAUCGAUAGUUAUACGCAGAGGCCAAAACAUGCCGAGUUGCCCUGAGAAGACAUAUCGACGACAAGUUGGUUUAUAAAGGAGCACUGGCGUUAUGCGUUUUAUGAGAUACCUAUUUCUGAAGCAAGUUGAUCUGAGUUUUGACUUGGGAUGGAAUACUUGAUUAAUUUCUUGUACAAAAUAGGGACUCUACAGUUAUUGGUGUUUCCUGUUCCUCCAGGUUAGGUACCACAUUUAGAUGAUUCCCUUGGACCCGAGUCUAUAUAGGAGGUAGUUAGUAGUAGUGCAGGACG